Hippocampus comes (tiger tail seahorse) is the source of this 1168-nucleotide messenger RNA. RefSeq names its product smoothelin-like protein 1. NCBI's taxonomy places the organism in Eukaryota, Metazoa, Chordata, Actinopteri, Syngnathiformes, Syngnathidae. Bases 87 to 428 code for a protein of 113 amino acids. The record is from RefSeq and is a predicted model, not a curated record. The transcript has 3 exons. Gene Ontology annotation, molecular function: protein binding.
UUCUCCUCCUCAGUAAAGCCAGUCCUGCUCAAGCCACCCAAAAAUGCCCCACCUCUGCAGCCCCCAAUGCUAAAAACGUCAAACAGAUGCUUCUGGACUGGUGCAAGGCCAAAACGGAGCCAUAUGGGGGAGUGGACAUCCACAACUUCUCCUCCAGCUGGAAAGAUGGCAUCGCCUUCUGCGCUUUGGUGCACCGUUUCUUCCCCGACGCGUUUGAGUAUUCCACCCUGAACCCGAACAAGGCCAAGGACAACUUCCAGCUGGCGUUUAGUACCGCAGAGAGGCUGGCCGGCUGUCCCCCACUGCUGGACCCCGAAGACUUGGUCCGGAUGAAGGAGCCUGACUGGAAGUGCGUUUACACGUACAUCCAGGAGUUCUACCGCUGCCUGGUUGAAAAAGGCCUGGUCAAAACCAAAAAGAGGGCUUAGUCUCUUGGCUGGACAUUCGCAUUUAAACAAAGUCAAGUAGACACAUUCGGUUUGCCGUGAAGAAAUGGAAGGCAUAGCUUUGGAACGUGAUCAUUAAUGGACCCUUGAUCAGGUACAUCCACACAGACAGAGAGUGCAAAAUCUGCCUUUUCAAACAAUAAAAUGCAGUUUGGAUUGACACGAUCGGAGAAGUAUUCCCUGACUUAUUGCAGAGAUCCAUUACGAUGACACACAUUUUCAGUUACAAAGGUUCAUUUUCCAAUUCAAGCAGUCCCUUUUAUUCAUGUUGUGGUCAGUGAUAGAUUGAUCCAGAAGACAAUCGUUUUGUCAAUCUAUUGACGUUAAAUAUUUUUACUUUAUUAAAAUGGAUUAACGAUUGUAUGUGAAGGGCCACCUCCUCUCAGUUUAUAUGUUAUUUGCAUUUUCUUGAUUGAAAGAAGGACAAAAAUGUGUUAAGAUCAGAAAAUGCAUUGUUGGGGAUUGGAGGAAAUCAAGGAUUUUAAUUGAAGGCUAUUAUCACCCUGCCUUCACAUUAUUGUUUCCAUGGGAGACACCGGAAAUGUUGAAUUGAAGUUUUAGGUCAAAUUAGGCCCGAUUGUUUUGCUGUAUGUUUGUACCCUCAAAUGCAAAUGCACCCAUCAUAGUUGAGUCGUAAUUACAAAAAAAAAAAAAAAACAUUUGUAUGAAAAAGUCUUAGGCUAUAACGCUAAAUAAAUUCCUUACCUUUACUCCUACGGUUA